This is a messenger RNA of Budorcas taxicolor (takin), 645 nucleotides long. It is a transcript of the gene ARPP19, whose product is annotated as cAMP regulated phosphoprotein 19. The coding region runs from base 335 to 625 and encodes 96 amino acids. Gene Ontology annotation, molecular function: protein phosphatase inhibitor activity. Lineage: Eukaryota; Metazoa; Chordata; Mammalia; Artiodactyla; Bovidae. The transcript has 3 exons. Gene Ontology annotation, cellular component: cytoplasm. The record is from RefSeq and is a predicted model, not a curated record.
CGGCCUGGUGCCGAAUUGAGUAUUCUCCGCGUUUGAAAUGUGCCUUUUAACGCCUCGGUAUCUCGGGGUUUUCUUAACCACUCAUCUUUUCAUUAGAGCCUUGAACCUUGUACGUGGAGCGUAAGGUUUCCCAUGGGCUGCUGACCUAGGAACCUUUAUUUUUCCCUGGAAUAACUAACUUCAACUACUUGUAUUGUCUGCGUGCUCUUCACUUCAAAGGCGUAUCUCCUGUUUGGGCGGUGACUUAGACCUAGGUUGGAAUUUCAGAUCCAGUCAUCGUUGGCCAUGUAACCUUGGUCAAUUGCUGAACUCUUGCAUCUGUAAAGUAAUAGAAAUGGAAGAUAAAGUGACUAGUCCAGAGAAAGCUGAAGAAGCAAAAUUAAAAGCAAGGUAUCCUCAUCUGGGACAAAAGCCUGGAGGUUCCGAUUUUUUAAGGAAACGAUUGCAGAAAGGGCAAAAAUAUUUUGAUUCUGGGGAUUACAACAUGGCUAAAGCAAAAAUGAAGAACAAGCAACUUCCUACUGCAACCCCGGAUAAGACAGAGGUCACUGGUGACCACAUUCCCACUCCACAGGACCUUCCUCAACGGAAACCAUCUCUUGUUGCUAGCAAACUUGCUGGCUGAUUAAAAAGAGCUGAACUGCA